Molecule: messenger RNA, 1812 nt
Organism: Lindgomyces ingoldianus
Lineage: Eukaryota; Fungi; Ascomycota; Dothideomycetes; Pleosporales; Lindgomycetaceae
Product: alpha/beta-hydrolase
Exons: 5
Coding region: 1-1812 (603 amino acids)
Biological process (GO): proteolysis
Cellular component (GO): fungal-type vacuole
Molecular function (GO): serine-type carboxypeptidase activity
Source: RefSeq, a predicted model, not a curated record
AUGUUGUUUGUCGCUAAAGUCUCCAUAUUUACUCCUUUCCUCUCGCUGCUUUCUUAUGCGUCUGGUUCUCCCUCCAGCUAUUCCAAUAUUGACUCGAAGGUGGCUCCAGGGGCGACCAUAUCAUAUAAGCAAACAUGUAUCUGUGAGACAACGCCAGGUGUAAAAGCUUUCAGCGGGUACAUCCAUCUACCAAAUGCCCUGCUCUCAGAUUCCGGAGGUGCUACACCUUACAAUGCAAGCAUGUUCUUCUGGUACUUUGAAUCUCGCAACGACCCAAAAUCCGCCCCUUUAUCCCUCUACCUCGGUGGAGGCCCCGGCACAAACUCCCUCGGUGGUGCAACGUUCGAGAAUGGGCCCUGCUACAUCAACGCGGACUCCAAUAGCACAACACUCAACCCUUGGUCUUGGAACAACAACGUCAAUAUGCUGUAUAUUGACCAGCCGGCACAAGUUGGCUUCUCAUAUGAUGAGCUUGUCGUCUCGACCUUGGAUUUCCUUACUGGAAAGAUUGGUGUGGCGAAUGGAACUAUUGAGACAAAUGAGACAUUUGUGACAGGUGUGCUACCCACGCAAAACAUGGGUGCCUCAGCGAAUACUACGGCAAACGCCGCAAGAAUUUUGUGGAAAUUUACCCAGAUAUGGACGCAGGAGUUUCCAGAAUGGAAAUCGACAAAUGACCGCAUCAGCAUUUGGGCUAAUUCCUAUGGUGGUCAUUGGGCCCCCGGAGCAAUGUCUCAUUUCCAGAACCAAAACCGGAGGAUCGAAAACGGCACGCUUGACGGGAUCAGUGCAAAGCGCCUCCGUCUUGAUACCCUUGGACUCUCAAACGGUUGCGUCGACGCCAAAAUCGAAGCUCCAUUCUACCCUGAGAUGGCUUUCAACAACACAUACGGUUUCAAAACCAUCCCAGAAGACGCAUAUCACGAAUCUCUUAACAAUCUUACGAAGCCUGGCGGCUGCAACGAUCUAAUUGACCAAUGCCGAGAGCUAGCCGUGUAUGAUCCCAGCAACGCAGGCGUGAAUGAGACCGUGAAUCAGGCUUGCGCGCUGGCGACCAUGUACUGUUUCCAGUUCGUCCAAGGUGCAUACGUAAAUUUAUCCGGUCGAAGCGCUUUCGACAUUUCCCUUACUAAACCAGCCGUCUUCCCACCUGAGUACAUCAUGGGAUACAUGAAUCAGGAAUGGGUGCAGAACGACCUCGGCGUCCCGUUAAAUUUCUCCAUUAGCGCAAGCUUUCUCGUCAACGUCAUCUUCGGUGUCACAGGAGACCCUGUCAAGCUUACAAUUGAUACCAUGAACUCUAUUGCUGAGGGAGGUGUUAAAAUAGCACUCGUUCACGGAGACAGGGAUUACCGAUGCAAUUGGCUCGGCGGUGAAGCCGUAAGCUUAGCAUUGGAGUACCACUCGUCCUCCCAGUUCCGCUCUGCGGGCUACGAACCCAUUACCACAAACUCCUCAUAUCAAGGUGGCGUCGUACGCCAACACGAGAAAAUUUCCUUCUCCCGCGUAUUCGACGCCGGUCAUGCCGUUGGCGCCUAUCAACCCGAAACUGUUUCACAGAUAUUCGAUCGUGUUAUGCUUGAUAAAGAUGUCGCUACUGGAAAUGUGUCAAUUUCCGUAGAUGGGCAUGGAAAUUAUAGUUCGAAGGGCCCCAUGAGCAGUUUCGGGAUCAAGAACACGCUGCCAGAGAGUCCGAAGAGUGAAUGUUAUGUCUGGGAUGUGGUGAAUACAUGUACGGAGGAAGAGGUACUUGCGCUGGUUAAUGGAACGGCGGUUCUGAAGGAUUUUAUCUUGACAGACGUUGUAGUUUAG